GUCACCAGAAGUGGUUGCCACUCAAGUUAGAGAAAAAGACUUGAAAUGGAAUAGCUCACAAUGAAAAGAACAGAAAGAACGCAGCUUUGGAGGCGGUAUUAAAGAAGCUGUGAAUGUUAGCGAACAAUCGUCGCUGUCAUGAACGCUGAUAAUAGAAGACAACACAAGAUGAACGCCCCUGUUUUCAACCCCUGCACAGUGUCAAGUAUACGAAACAAGAGUUUAGAGAUGUCAACACUGGUAUCCAUUACAAUAUUGUAUGCCUGUGACCUUCAUUUCACUUCAUAUCCGAGGUAUAAAUGGUGAACGAUUUAGAAGAAAUACUUUUAGUUGAGCCCAGUUUCUCGGAUACUAAAGUUCUUGGAAGCAAGCAGAAGAAUCCGAUAUGCGGCACUUUUCUGAGAAUUUAAUUUUUUGGGGAGUUUUCUGUCAAGUUCUUUUGAGAGCCUCACUGGAAGAUCAACAAGACAAGACAAAAAAGAAAGCUGAUCGCUUCGGGUGGUGGGGUGAUUCAGAUCCUUGGCUAUCAGAACCCCAGCCACCUGCUCCUCUUGGACCACCUCAGCGGCCUCAACCUCCCAGGCCUCCUGCUCCUCUGGACCAAGGACGACCACCAGCACCCUUGGUAGUACAGCCUCCUGCUCCCAUUCAAACUCACCACCACUACCAACAUCCAUCCAUUAAUCUGAUAGAGCAAGAUCACGUUACCAGAGGAGGAGUACAUGCAGAAGAUAUAAACUGUAUACGAUCCAAUGGUGUAACUCUCUUCUCUGCUGUGGUUGUUCCUCCUCCUGAGUACACUUCCCAGCCUGUCUUCGAGGAUGCAGCAGGUCCCAACUACUCUCCAGCCGAUUGCGCCAUGAGACCCAACGAGGCUCAAGGAUAUCCGAAAACUUCAUUCGCUAUGUAUGUCCACCAUUUCAACAAAUGUGGAGUUAGAGUGCAACAGGGCUCUGAUGGAAAGGAGUGGAUUUCUGUCACACUGCGAUUCCCUUAUAUGGAAGGACUUCGCAUGGCUGAAGACGAGUACGUCAUGAUCAUGUGCAAACCUCAAGACCGAAUCGCUACGACUCAGCACGUCAUGGAUAUGCGUAGCACAGCAUCGGAGGGACGGGCAGUGCAAACCAAAAAGGUGUUUCGCAAUGGCCCCAGAGAUGUAGCCUGCAGGAUGUCGUUGAUGACCAGAGCUCAAGGGGCACGAGCCUUCAACAGGGAGAUGAAGUCCGGUGGCAUGGUGAGAGUUGGACAAGAUAUGCAGAUCAGAGGCGUGGUCAAAGAAGGAGACGGUUGGAACUACGCUAUGUUGAAAGAUGUUAUAAUAACUCGCGUAUCUGGAAACAAAUUUGGUGGCAAUGUUCGUGGAUAUCCUUCCAAUGGGCACGACGCACCUGGCAACAGUUUAGAUGCAGGGGAGAAUGCAAUUUACAGAGAUCACAGGCCGUCCCAUUCGGAUGCAGUUACAGCUCAUGACGUUGCGCAGCUAGUGUUUAGUGAUGGCUGCCGGAAUCCGCUUUACAGACCAGUGGCUCCCAUCCAUCCUCAAAGGGACCCUCAAAAUCCGUUGGUGGUCACCUUCAACUUCAAAGCUUUUAUGUUUCAAAAUAUGCUGGAUGGCGAAUCUCUCCGUCUCUCUGUUCAAGUGGUGGCUUGCGUCGAAUUAGCCGACUGUCAACAGGUAUUUUGUCCAGGAGAUGGUCAGAGGGGUGUUGGAAAGAAACGAAAACGCAGAGAGUAUCAGCCAGUCAAUUCUACACAUUGGGACGAUCCGUUGGUGAAGAACUUUACAGAAGAUUUCCAGCUGACUGUCACAUUCGGAGGAUUCGCUAAAACGCCGAUUGUGUCAUCGGCUUCUGACAUCGAAGUGACAUCCAGUUCCAUGAGCGGCGAGUGUAAAAUCAUUUUAAUAUCCGUAUCCAGUGCUGCAAUUCUCUUCUGCCUCGUCACCACUUCGGCUGCUGCCAUUGCGAUAGGAAGCAAAAGGAAAGGCGUGCUGGCGCCAUCUGCCGAUGAACUAGCGAAAAUCAGGAAGAGUUUGGAGAGAUCCAGGCGAAGGAAAUAAGACUAAUAUUUAAAAAGUUGUGAUCUAAGUGAAAAAUGUAUAUUAAAACAAUAACACUAUAUUUUCUAAAGCGAAAUAAAGCUAAUAUUUUAUACCAUUCUUC
Stegodyphus dumicola is the source of this 2162-nucleotide messenger RNA. RefSeq lists its product as uncharacterized. NCBI's taxonomy places the organism in Eukaryota, Metazoa, Arthropoda, Arachnida, Araneae, Eresidae. The record is from RefSeq and is a predicted model, not a curated record.